CUGGACACACACACACACUGGACACAGUGUUGUUUCCUGUGUGACAUGCUCAGCAGCUCAGACCCACACAGGAAACAGGCCACUCCUUUACUCUUUCACUUUCAGAAUAAACAAAGCUGCAUUGCAGAGCAGUCGCUUAUCUUCCUCCUAGAUGGCCGAGAGUGAUAAAAAAACGAAGAAAAGCAAGGAAGAAAGGGCGAGGGACUACUUGCUUAACACUCAUUUUGCACACAAUGCAGUCUUCCUCUUCAGGAAAGCUACUAAAAUAGCUGAAGUUUACAACCGUGCCACGCAGUGUGCCAAAUGCCAAAAAUUUAAAUAUGAAUGUAAAUGUAUGCAGAUGGAUCUGAAGCAGAUCCUGGAUCAGAUGCUACACAGCAUCCUGUUCUUAGGUAACAUUCAUUUCUCAAGUUACCUCCCAGAAUACAUCUUUGCUGAUGUGGAAAUGUUUCACCAAACUUCGGAAGAUUUCCCAGGACCAUUCAGCCAUUACCAAACCCACGUGGCUCUACGGACACCUUUCUCCUACUUUCUGGAACUGGUCACAAUAUGCUACGGCCACGGUGAAAACAUAGUGAAGAAUAAGCUGUCUGAAAUAUUACGUGGUUGUAGAAAAUCAGGUGAUCUAUACCCACUGAUUUCCACCGUCAUAUGCAUCUGUGAGAGCGGUGGGUCCAGAUACUACGGAGCUUCUCUGUCCUGUUUGAGUGACCAAGAGAGAGAGAUCAUGACUGCUGUGUCCUGUGUGCAUGUUUGGCAUCUCAACGUUUCCUCUGCUGUGAUGUCUGUGUUUCCUGAUGGCACUGGAGAACCACGUAGUAUAAAACUCCCAGUUACAGUGAAGUGUAGCGCGUAUGCAGUGGCAGACAUGGGGCAGCUGAAACCACCUUGUAAGCGCUGCAAUCAGCUUUAUUCUCUUCCUGGUCACACAGACCAUGAAAAUCCCCCUGGUAACUGUGCUGAGACAGAGGCCAUCAGUAACUUUUUUAAAGCUGAGAAGCAUGGAAAUUCUAGGCAGACUCUUUUUAGACAUAACCACCAAGAAGAGAUGCAAAGAAUGAGCAAUUGUUUUGACAAGAAUAUGAAAAAGGGCAUGAAUUAUAAUAUCAAUAGAGUCUAUCCCACUCAGUGAUCCAGAAUCUCUAAGAUCAUGAAACUAAAUUAUUCUGAAGCUUUUUGUUCAUAUAACUGAAUUAUCCUGAAGCUCUAUGAUUAUCUCAAUGAAUUACCCUGAAGCUCUUAGAUUCUGCAGCUCUAAGAUUUUAAAGCUCUAUGAUCUUGAAUCUGUAUGAUCCUGCUUGUUUGUUAUCCUGAAUAAGGAAGAAGCUCUUCUUUGACACCUCUGAUAUUUGCUAGUAAAAGAUAUGAAAUAAUGAAUAAGAUGAUAAAUGUGCAUUUAGUCAUCAUUUUAUACAUGAAAUAAAACACAAAUGAUUAAUAUUUGCUCUCCUGUCUGUGUUCUUUAAAAAAGCAGUUAUAAAAUAGGAAUUCCUCAAAAACAAAAAAACAUAUAUUUAAGGACAUUGUGGAGAUUAGGUC
Molecule: messenger RNA, 1539 nt
Organism: Pangasianodon hypophthalmus (striped catfish)
Lineage: Eukaryota; Metazoa; Chordata; Actinopteri; Siluriformes; Pangasiidae
Exons: 5
Coding region: 152-1132 (326 amino acids)
Source: RefSeq, a predicted model, not a curated record